UUAAAGACCCAAUCUUGGGCUGGAGCGAGCGCGCCUGCGCGCUGGGCAGCCUUUUCUAAAGUUCACGUGUCUCGAAAACCGGACUGCAGGUCUCUCCUUGCGGCCGAGGCGCGAGAGCAGAGUACGAACUGCUGCUGCCGGAGUCAUGGCAGGACAGGCAUUUAGAAAGUUUCUCCCCCUCUUUGACCGAGUAUUAGUUGAAAGGAGUGCUGCAGAAACUGUAACCAAGGGAAGCAUUAUGCUUCCAGAAAAAUCUCAAGGAAAAGUAUUGCAAGCAACAGUAGUAGCUGUUGGAUCCGGCUCUAAAGGAAAGGGCGGAGAGAUUCAACCAGUUAGCGUGAAAGUUGGAGAUAAAGUUCUUCUUCCAGAAUAUGGAGGCACCAAAGUAGUUAUAGAUGACAAGGAUUAUUUCUUGUUUAGAGAUGGUGACAUUCUAGGAAAGUAUGUAGACUGAAAUAAAUCACUACUGACAUGGCAUCACGUGAAGCUGCCCAUUCCACUGAAGUUCUGAAAUCUCAUCAUGUAAAUAAUUUCCAUGUCUCUUUUGUAAUAAACUAAUGAUAUCCAAAAAAAAAAAAAAAGACCCAAUCUUAUAUUA
Rhinolophus ferrumequinum (greater horseshoe bat) is the source of this 598-nucleotide messenger RNA. RefSeq names its product 10 kDa heat shock protein, mitochondrial-like. Lineage: Eukaryota; Metazoa; Chordata; Mammalia; Chiroptera; Rhinolophidae. The record is from RefSeq and is a predicted model, not a curated record. The transcript has a single exon. Gene Ontology annotation, molecular function: protein-folding chaperone binding; ATP binding; protein folding chaperone. The coding region runs from base 146 to 454 and encodes 102 amino acids. Gene Ontology annotation, cellular component: mitochondrial matrix.